AUGCCUGUUCUUCCCUCGCUGGACGGCUCCUCCUUCGAUGCCGAUAUCCUUGACCGACAUCUGAUCUAUGAUUAUGCCGUGCAGGACGACAAAGGAAACGCCGGAAAGUGGCGCUAUGAAAUGUGGUUUUACAACCAGGACCGCAUCGUCUAUGAGAUCCAUGGCGGUCCGAUGGCUGGCCGGAGAAAUUUCCAGUCAGCCACCUACCAAUGCAUUCGGCCGGGUGAGCUCUGGCAGUGUAACUGGCUUGAGGAAACCGGAACGCUGUGCUCGUUGGUGUACGACAUACCCCGCAAACGCAUCACCACCUUGCUUGGGUUUUCCAAGGGACACUGGGAGCAGAAUGAGGCAGCACGCGGCGAUAAACGAAACCCAGAAGAUUUCGCAAGAUGGAGAGACUUGGCGAAGAUCGGCACUCAGGUGCAACGGACGCUGUUGAGCGAGCAGGCAGAGAUUGUGGAGGAUUUCCGUGGUCCUGGGAAGUUGGAAUCCAUUGAGAUGGACUGGCCAACGUUAUAA
Messenger RNA from Aspergillus melleus, 519 nucleotides. RefSeq lists its product as uncharacterized. Lineage: Eukaryota; Fungi; Ascomycota; Eurotiomycetes; Eurotiales; Aspergillaceae. Bases 1 to 519 code for a protein of 172 amino acids. The transcript has a single exon. The record is from RefSeq and is a predicted model, not a curated record. Gene Ontology annotation, molecular function: carboxy-lyase activity.